AUGAAAAUCAGCGUCCCAUUUCUGAUCGACCUCCUCCUUCGAAUAGGCGGGCGUGCGUAUCUUUUCUUGGCCGUUGCCCUGCCGUUCCUAUUCAUCCGAGCCUUUCAGGAAGAAUUCGUCACCCUGGUUUUUGGGAAACAAUUCUCGCGUCGUGUUUUUUCCGACAAAUCGUCCGUGAUCUCGGUGCGGGAAGCGAAGACGCAGGAGAGCACCGCC
This is a messenger RNA of Mesorhabditis spiculigera, 216 nucleotides long. NCBI's taxonomy places the organism in Eukaryota, Metazoa, Nematoda, Chromadorea, Rhabditida, Rhabditidae. The record is from the annotation of a GenBank genome assembly.